AUGCUGACCCAGGUGGUGAGCCAGACACAGCUCCGACCCCUCUAUACCCUGUAUGUUUGCUUCUUGGCCUGGAUCACCAGACACACUCUUUCCUCCUCAUCUCCCACAAUGCCGAAUUCCAGAAGACCUAAUUAUCCUUACAACCAGAAAUACACCGUUCCUUUUGCGCGGAAGUUGAGCCCCGCCGAGCAAACCCAGGUCGACUACUACCGAACGCUGCGCGAGAGAUUCCACGAUGGCCCCUUUUACUCUGUGCUAGAUGCUUCUUCUUCCAAUGCGAAGAAGGGCAGCGCUGCCCGUGUCAACUUUGAUCCUUUCCACGGCAUGCCCACGUAUUCUGGUCGUUAUCAGAGGAAGCGCCGCACCCUCCCUAAGAUUGCUGGACAGUCAUACUACUUGAAAUUCUUCCCCCGCGACCUAUGGCAGACACUCCAGCCCAAUUUCCGACCCGAUGCCUCAUUGGACGGCUACCAAACACAAGCCUCUGCUGCGGGUGUAAAGCGCGGUUUUGAAGACGAAGAAGAUGACGGACCUUCUAAGCGCAAGGCUGGCGAAGACGACGAGGAGAAUGAGGGUGAAGGAGAGGAGGCUGAGGCAUUGGAUGAUGACGAGGAACAGGCAGAGGAUGAGCUGGAUGAUGAUUUCUCCGAGGAUGACGAUGACAUGGGCGGUGACUACAAUGCCGAGCAGUACUUUGACGGUGGAGAUGAUGAUAUGGGUGAUGAAGAUGGCGGCGGCGACGAUGACAUGUAA
Molecule: messenger RNA, 753 nt
Organism: Penicillium salamii
Lineage: Eukaryota; Fungi; Ascomycota; Eurotiomycetes; Eurotiales; Aspergillaceae
Source: the annotation of a GenBank genome assembly